CUCUUCUCUCCUCCAGUGUCACUCUGGUGUUACUUUGAGGAGGUUGAGUGGGAGGAGAUAUGCAGAUGGUGCGAGUGGGGCCCUAUUAGUGGCGUCUGUAGUCCACCAAACUCACAGUGGACUGUUGUCACUCAGUUCACAGUUCACCACACCCACAGACAGCGUCAGGGUCAACAUUCACAGGGUGGCAUUCUGCUUUAUAGCACAGCCAAAAAAAGGUUGUACUGCAGAGACUGAAGUCUUUUUUAAUCCUUUUUUCUGAGUGUUUAGAGAUAUAUUGUCAGAAGCCUGGCAAUUCAAUAAUUUCCAUAUCAAGUGACUAGAGUGGAAUAUUUAGGGUAUCACUUGCCCUUGAGGGAGGAAUACUUUUUUCUUCUGAGAUCACCUUUACCUCAGUUUGAAGAUUCCUUUCACUGAGCUUUUGACUUAACACGUGGAUAUUCAAGGAUGCAGUUUGUGAUGGCUGUGAGUCCUUUUGUGUUCAUGACUCUAUUUUUGUCACCGGUCGAAACCAAGUUCUACAGACCAUUCCAAUUUAACCAGUAUAAAGCUGGGCUCAGUCAACACGAUGACCAAGGGAAACCCACCAGCAGACACAAGAACCACUGUGCAUAUGUCAUUGAGAAGACAGUGUCCUUCACCAUGCAGGAUGGGGCAGCCCCAUAUGUAAAAGCUGAGUACAACAAGUGUUCCUGGGGUCAGAAAUGUCCAACUCUGCUGUAUCGUCUGCUGUACAAACCACUUUACAAAGUGGCACAUAAAACCGUCACAGAGCUGGAGUGGCGUUGUUGUCCUGGGUACUCUGGUUAUGGCUGUAUGGAGGGACAUCCAGUUUACCAACACCCCAUGCAAAUGAUGCCGCCAUUCAAGGGCCCACCAAUGAAAGGCCCACAGUUUAAGGGACCACAGUUCAAGGGCCCACCUAUUAACACUGUUGUGAAGGCCAACCCAUGGAGUCAACCCAAAGGACCUCCCACCAGCAGUUUUAACUCUUACCCAAUGCGCCACUUUGGGCCUCCGAGGUCCUCCUCCUACUCAGACACCUCCUUCGAGCCUUAUCCGUCUGAGCCAGAGUCAAUGCCAGAGCACCAGGAACCACAUCACACAGAGCACGACCAAGAACAUGAGAAUGAACAUGAGCAUAGCCAAGGACCUGAGGAACAUAUACCAGAGGAAAUCCCUCCUCCUCCCUCUGGUGAUGAACAGCCUGAGGGUGAGACCAUAGGUCAAUCUCUAGACAGUGAGACAGAGGAGCGAAUAUAUCGAAUGGAGGAGGAUGUGCAACGCCUAAACCAGGGUCUGGAGACCUUAAGGGGAACUGUGAAUGGACUGGAAGAUAGCCUACGAGCCUCGCUGAGAGAGGAUGCCAACAGGAUGCUGUCAGCUCUGCUCUCUGCUGCCCCUGGUCCUGUUCCCGCUCCAGCUGUAGCCUCUAGUCCAUCCACUGUAGGGUUUGUAGAGAUUCCUGGGGAAGACCCUGAGACAGAGAGUCUAGAUGGCAGACAUAUGUUUCCAGGCCUUACAGAACUGAAUGGAAGGGUAGAGGAGCUCAGGACAGAGCUGCAAGCAAAGACAAAAGAGCUGCAGGAACUCAAAGCAACAGUGAUGGGACAUAAUGGAGCACUGAAGAAGAUGUCAAAUAGAGCGGAAGUGGUUUCAGACUCCACUGGCAAUCUUGGGGAAAAUGACCAGAGAGCUAUGGAGAAGUUGAUCGAUGCCAAGCUGAGUGUAGCCAGGACAGAAAUUCUUGGUGGGUUUGAGAAGCGCGUGGAGAGUGCAGAGAGCCAAUGCAAGGAGAAAGCUGGGGAUGUGCGUCGUCAGUGCCAGAGGGAGAAAGGUGAGAGGCAAGAGCAGAUGGAAGAUGCUCUGGAGGAAAGUACCACAGCCUUGAGAACAGAGCUGAGAAACCUUAAGGCACAGAUCCAUGGUUCAAAGGCUACAGAAAGCUGCUGUGGUAGAGUGAGUGGACUGGUUGAAAGGGUGCAACUGCUGGAAACAUCAGUGGCAGGCCUUAACCAGUCCCAGGGGCACCUGAGAGUGGAGCUGGGUGGACACAAAGACCACAUAGAGGGGAUACUGGAGGGGCGUCUGGGGUAUGUAGAGGCCAAGCUCAACCUGACUGGGCAGAUUCAAAAUGAGUCCGGAAGGAGGAGUGGUGUCCCAUACAGAGAUGAGACAGGACAGGGCCUGGAGGCCAGAAUGGAGGGUCAGUUGAGGGCUCUGGAAGGCCGUUUACUGACGGCUUUGGAGGAGCUGGGCAAUGCCACUGCCCCCACAUUGCUGGAAGGUCAUGCUGUUCCCACUCUGGAGACAGAGCUGGAGUCCCUUCGAGGGAGACUAGAGAUUGACGUGGACAGGGUGCAGAAGCACCUGAGAAGCCUUGAGAUUCUCUGCUCCUCUUCCUGUUCCUCACCUCAAAACCCACCUGCCAUCCAGGGAGACUCUGCUGCACCAAGUGCUAGCCUGGCAGAGGAGCAGAAUGUGAAGGAGGUACUGGACAUGCAAGGUGACCAUUUGAAUAGCCUCAAUGUCACACUGCAGAACAUCCUGAGGCGUCUGACCCUCAGGGACCAGCAGGAACAAGCAGAGAGAGAUUCUCCCAUCCAGGGGAAGCUCACAAUCCUCAAGUUCAAUGUCCACUCAGUCAACCACACCCUGAGAGGCCUCCAGGAUUCCCUGGGGACAGUGGUCCAUCAGGUUGGUAAAAUGAACAAUUCUUGGCAUGAGAGAGAGGCUCGUCUGGCCCAGCAGAUAAAGGGCGUGGUCCAGCUGGUUGGACAUCAGGCUUCCAUGCUUGGGGCAGGUGAGCGCAGACUGAUCCGACUUAAGGGUGAUCUGCAGGAGAUGAAGAGGCGGCUAGCUCAGGAGGUCCAGGGCUGCCGGAGCACAGCUAUGGGGGUCCAGAAAGAGGUAACUGAGGUUGGAGGGCGUGUUGCCAGUGUGGAGGACCAGUGUAAGGGCCUGAGUUACUUAGCAGAGGACCUGGAGAGAAUCAGGGAGGAGUUGGAGGGACAAUCGAAUGGGCUUCUCCUGCAAGUCAACGGGACUCUCUCCAGCCAUGCUCAGCAGCUGUCUGAGCUGAGAGGCGAACUCAAAAACUGCACCUCCAAGGUAGAGCCAACAAAACAGAGUUUAGAGCUGGAGGCAGAGCUUAGACGAGGGGACACCUUCAGUUGGAAUUAGUUCAGUUUAUACGGACAAUAGAUUUAAAAAAUUAAUGAAAAACAAUAAACGUUCUGCAGGUGUAGUGGGGGUCCACUAAACCCCCAUCUUAUUAUUUGAUUUGUAAAAUAUAAAGGUUUUGAACCUGCACUGAAAGAAGAUUUUAGUUAGCUUACAGUAUAAAAUGAAAAUGGCAGCUAACUCCGACUGCACUAAUAACACAAAACAUUGAAAUUGAAUCAUGACGGUGCUAAGAUGAACUGUUUGUUGUAAUGGACCAUUAUUUAGAGCCCCAGUGAUUGAGAAAGAGAUGAACAACAGCAAUCUGUACCUGUGUUACUGUACUGUUUCUGUAAAGCUUACAAAAAUCAUUAUAUGACAGUUGUUCAAAAAUGUUUACAUGUUUAAGUUUUUGUAUUGAUUUUUCUUAUGUCUAGAGUAGAAGUAUACAAGAUAUUAUGUUUUUAUAUGGUUUCAGUUCUUGAACAUUAGUUUCUAUUCUAAUUGUAAUAAUGCAUAAAAUGUUAGUAUUUCGAGCUAUAUACAGUUUAAUUUCAAGGUUUUUCAGUACUGACAAUCCAAUAAACAUGUUUCUUUACUGUU
Molecule: messenger RNA, 3765 nt
Organism: Siniperca chuatsi (mandarin fish)
Lineage: Eukaryota; Metazoa; Chordata; Actinopteri; Centrarchiformes; Sinipercidae
Product: EMILIN-3-like
Exons: 4
Coding region: 448-3183 (911 amino acids)
Cellular component (GO): extracellular matrix
Molecular function (GO): protein binding
Source: RefSeq, a predicted model, not a curated record